AUGCUACGCUGGCUCCAUUUCAGUAAGAGCCGGGCACUCUACUUUGUUAUAGCCUACGUGACCUACUUGUUGGUGGUGGGGUGCAAAAACGACACCUCCACUGCCUGUGCUCCCACUCAACACACUUGCAAUGUGGCCCGCCUCUUUGUUUACCCGGCGUGGGAACGCCACUUCCAACCACAUCUCGAGUAUAUCGACCAGCAGAUGGGCGUAAUUGAAAAAGUGCUGCCGGUGUGGCGGAAAACGCAUGCCAAGUGGGCCCAGGUCGAUGAGAAGUAUGCUUUGUCGUACACCUUAGACAAGUAUAAGGUGAGGCUGCUCGAUUAUGUUGAUACUUAUUUGAGUCCAGUGUACGACUUUGUGGUCACGAAAAUUGAUUAUGUUUGGGCUCGCAUAUUGCUGUCCUACAAGGGAAGCUACAGUCCUAUCAUCGAGCAUUACUUCAACACCUACAAUCACCAUUUAGUAGAUUCGGUGGAUAACUCUGUGAAUUACGUCAGAAGACACUCUGGAUUAAUUAUUAGCCACACCAGAAAACACACUGGUCGCUUUUUCGAAUUGCAAGUGUGGCCAGUGUUAGGCAAUGCGUGGCAAGUCUUCUCUACUAAUUCCAUUGUUCUAAAGGCUGCGGAACUCACCAGAUUGUCGUGGAUAAAGGCCCAGCUUCAGAUCAUACUCGAGGCAUUGGGAGCGCAGAGUUCGAAGAUCAACACGUCCAUUAGAGCAAAGGCUGAAUUUGUCAAGAGUGAGUUCAAAAACUGGACCGAGUCUGGAAUUUUGAAGCAGAGAAAGAACAGUCGUGGUAUGAGCGACGAUAUGUUAGAUGUUGUUAAGACGAUUUUGGAGGACGUGACCAGCUCUGGAAGCUCUGUUGCUGGAACAGCUACUGAGAAACUUGCUUCCGUGGAGGCCAGAGUCGAGCAAACCUUGGAUGUUCCAGAAACGUCAGAUUCAACAGUAGCUAGAAGCAUCGACGAAGAAUCUACAGAGUCUUCAACCGAGAUUGACGAGGAGACUUUGGUUUCUGAGACGACAGAUGCAGAUAAGGUCGAUGUUGACGCCUCUGCAGAGCCUGAAUCUACUCCUCUGCCUAGUGACGGAGCUGAAAAUGAAGAUUUUGAUCUGGACUCCGAACCCUCGACAGAAACAGUCUGGUUGACAGCGACUGUGUUUGAAUCUGAUGAGUCCGCAUCUCCCCACGAUUCCGAUGACACCGGAAACUCUCAGGAGAUUGACGAAGAGGUUGCGACAGUUAACUCCGAUGAGAUGCAAAACUAUCACUAUACGCCCAAAGCAAUGUUAGAGCAGGAGACUCUAUACUGGAAGUCUAAGGUGGACAAAAUGUUGAAGAUGGCUUACAAUAGUCUCGAGGAGGACAUGUUACCCCUCUUGAAUGCUACAUUGGAUCCAUUGAAAGACGAGAUAUCCAAGAACUUCACCCAGUUACAGAAGGAAAACUAUGAAAGGUAUAAGAGAAUGAAUGUACUCAUAUCGAAGAUCAACAAAGACUUUGAGCACAUGCAAAACACCAACGAAAUCAUUGAACAUCCAGUUGUUGACAGACAGAUCAUGAGAGACGAGAUCCAUGAUUGCAAAGAGGCUGUUGAGCAGACAAUGAAAGAUGCUGAGGAUGCGUUAAACGCCAAGCAUGCUGAAAUCAUCAAAGAUUACUUUGGUGUCGCCCAACAAACCGUGGAUGUCAUUGAGUCCUACGCGGAAACAAUCAUGGCUGAGUUCACUAAAAGACUCCAGGACAUGAUAAAUGUUCUUGAGGCCGAUCCAGUAUAUGAAGACAAAUUUGGAUGGACUGCGUGGAAAGAGAACCAUAAGGUGAAGGAUGACAUCUUCAAGUUCAGAGACAGGAUCUUUGACGAGGCGAACCAGUAUAAGGAAAACCACCGCAGUGGAGUGAAGCCUAGAGGAUUAGAGCCAUGGAUUGAGUACUUGGGAAGCAUUAACUUCCAUAUCAACUUCCUCAUACGAGACAACGAAGAGUACCUUCAAUUAGUGAGAGCUAAGGCCAACGUUGCUUACCAGAUGAGAGAGGCAUUGACAGAGCAGCUUAAACAAGCCAAGGAGCAAGCAGCACAAGAAGCGGCUGCCAUGAAAGCAGCAGAAGAGGCAUCCUUCGAAGUUGAAGAUGUAGCGGGUGAAGACGGUGCCCCUGAAGACGAUGCCCCUCAAUCUGCAAAUGUCAAGGAAUACGAAUCUGCGACGAACGAAACUCGCGUUGUUCCUGACCACAAGGAAGAAUCACUGCAGGACUACGAAACGUCUACUGAGGAAGAGUUGAUGCAAACUUUGCAAAGGGAGGUUGACGAAGCCGUCAACGGUAAGGUUGCCGAAGGGGAAGAGAUGGAGCCCGAGGAAUUGGAGGCCGACUCCAGGCUCUAG
Candidozyma auris is the source of this 2394-nucleotide messenger RNA. RefSeq lists its product as uncharacterized. NCBI's taxonomy places the organism in Eukaryota, Fungi, Ascomycota, Pichiomycetes, Serinales, Metschnikowiaceae. The record is from RefSeq and is a predicted model, not a curated record. The transcript has a single exon. The coding region runs from base 1 to 2394 and encodes 797 amino acids.